This is a messenger RNA of Trichoderma virens Gv29-8, 1650 nucleotides long. RefSeq lists its product as uncharacterized. The transcript has a single exon. The record is from RefSeq and is a predicted model, not a curated record. The annotation marks the transcript as partial. NCBI's taxonomy places the organism in Eukaryota, Fungi, Ascomycota, Sordariomycetes, Hypocreales, Hypocreaceae. Gene Ontology annotation, biological process: regulation of transcription by RNA polymerase II.
CCAACGGUGUUGACCUAUCGAAAUGGCAUAUCGCUCUACGACGCACAGUUUGAUCCUGAGACGGGGGAGCAGAUUCCCAUCCCGGACGAUGUUAUUGCCGAUGUAGUUACAGUCUUCAACCGUUUCCUCAUUGUCUGCGGUGAUAUGGGAGUUGAUAAAAAGAAUAUUCACGUUGUUGCAACAGAGGCGACUCGCAAAGCUAUCAAUUCAGCUAAAUUUUUGCAAGUUGUCAAAGAAAAGACUGGUUUGACUAUCGAGAUGCUGCCCAAGGAAAUCGAGGGUCAGAUAGGAGCAUUGGGCAUUGCGAGCGGAUUUACCAGACUCUCCGGCCUUGUGAUGGACCUGGGGGGAGGCAGCACCCAAAUCACUUGGAUGGUCAGCCAAGGAGGUCACAUCAGAAUUAGCCCUCUUGGGAGCUUUAGCUUCCCAUAUGGCGCAGCCGCUCUAUCUAGGCAACUGCAUGAUCUGCGGAAGGGCAAGAAGAAGGAUGAAGGGGAUGCAGCUGUCGCCCAAUUUCGACAGGAAAUGAUUCAAAACUUCAGAGAUGCAUAUGCUCAUCUGCAAAUUCCUGACGUUAUGGUUGAAAAGGCCAAAGAACAGGGAGGCUUUCGUAUCUAUCUGUCGGGCGGUGGAUUCCGAGGAUGGGGUUAUCUGCUGCUAUAUCUCAAUCAGUCCCACGGAAAGCAUUAUCCAAUAUCCGUUAUCAAUGGAUACACAGUCGGGAAGGACCAAUUCGAAGAUACAGAUACUGUGAAGCAGAUUGCAAAGGCGGCGAAGGAUGUGUUCCGAGUUUCGGAUCGUCGCCGGUCACAAGUUCCUGCAGUGGCAUUCUUGGUUAAUGUGUUGGCUGAAGCCAUUCCCCAUGGAAUCAGAGAGGCUCACUUUUGUCAGGGUGGGGUCCGAGAAGGAUAUCUCUUCCGGACUCUGUCUCCUGAGGUCAGAGAGCUAUCCCCGCUGGCAGUGGCAACGCAGAACUUCGCACCGAUUUCUUAUCGCACUAUCCAGGAACUGAUUAAGAGUGCCAUCCCGAAGCCUUCGAAGAACGAAACAAAGAAAUUUCCCGAUGAUUUCGGAGAACAUGUUAUCGAUUCGUUUGCCAACGUAAUGUAUGUCCACAUGUUCAUGUCCAAAGAAACAGCAUCGACGACUGCGCUCUACUCAACUAGUGUCGGGAUCAUGUCAUCAACCCAUGGUGUAUCCCAUCAAGAUCGCGCCCGACUUGCGCUGAUGCUUGAAUCUCGAUACCGCGGCGAAUUACCACCUCGAGAGAUGGAAUUCCGCGAAGCGCUGCGCUCCCUUAUUACACCAGAAGAAGUAUGGUGGACCACUUAUUUAGGCAGAGUUGGAUAUUUGAUUACACGACUGUAUCCAUCCGGAGAGAUUGACACAGCAAAGCCUCGAGUCGUCUUUUCUUCUGAGUGGUCAUGGACUAUGGGAAAGAAGAAGAACAAAGAGGGCUUCGUCUUGACGAUAUCGGUGCAGAAGCAGAAGGAGGAUCGUGCACAUCUCAAGCAAGCUUUAGAGGACAAUGUCAAAGUGAUUAAAAAAGUCGGCAAGAAGAAGCACUGGAUUGGAAAAGACGAUCCGUGGGGCAUGAAGGUCAAGGUAGAGGUCGUCGAGGAGGGAAUUUUGGAAGCUCCAGAUUGUUGA